AGCCUAUUCAAAUAAAUAAUAGGCAUUAUCAAAUGUUUGGAUUAGCCACAUGUUGGGUACUACAGUAUUUAAUUGUUGAGAAAAGUAAGUAGGUGUAGUUACGGAUUUGUAACAAUAACAUUUAUGUUGAUUAAUUAAUGUUGAAAACGUAUCUGCACUUCUGCUAUCAAUGUGAUGUGUGCUUUUGGCACGCUUGACAAAAUACCCUAGGUUGCUGACAAGAUGUCACGAAACCGGGUCUGUGUAUUUUGUCUACAUUUGUCUGUAUUUUCUGACUGGAGGACUUUUUUUUCACAACCAGAAUAAAGUAUGAGUGAGAGUAUUAAAACACCUGAAGAACCACAAAUUAGAACAAUACACAUGUUGCUCAUAACUUUAAAUUGUCAUUUAUAAAAGGGGUGCUUGCAUAAGUGAAAGUGUAAUUUGAUCGGUAACGCUUUAUUUUAAGGGGUCUUUAUUACAGUGUAAUUACAUAUGUAAUUAAUUAAACUAACAAUUAUUGUAAUUACUUGUAAUAAUUCACUGUAAUAACAACAUGUAACUGUACGUAUCUGCAGUCUGUAAUUACAGAGGUAUAACAAUGAAUGCAUGUUACCAUGCUUGUUACACAUGUUAAAGUUUUGUGAUAGCACCAUAUUGCUCAGUGCUAUCCGGAAUCCGUGGGACAUUCUUACCCUAAACUUAACCCCUACCCUACCCUACCCUAAACCAAACCAUAACCCUUACGUAACCCUAACCCUUAGCGUAACCAUUUUAAAUAUCAACUCCAGUGGGGUAGGGACAUCCCAAGGAACCCUGAUAGCACGGACCGCAUCAUAAUUCAGCUCAUUGACAUCAUUGCAAUAAAGGGCUCUAGGGUCUGAUUUCCAGGCCCAAUGUGAAAAACAGGUUCACAUACCCCAAAAAAAUCUUAGAAUUGGGCAUUCAUUUAAGGGUGCAUUUUUCAUUUGAUUGUCAAACAAUCACUUCAAAAAGGCGCUCCUGUCGCCUGUAGGGUACCCGCGCACGUUCGUACACGCAUUGUGCUCCUGCAAUUUGAUGAAUGGAAAGAGACAUCCGUUACAAAACACUUUGUGUAUUGUAAACGGUGUGUAUUGUAAACGUGUAUUUUAAUGACAUUCUGCAAUUGUCAUUGGGCUUACACCGCAUGCAUUGAUGCAACCACAGCUGUCCAAGUGCGUCUCGGUCGUUGUCAAAAUGUACAAUUUGUAAUGUGGCUGACAUGCGGUAGUGUUAAAUAAUGGUGUAAAAUAGCCUAUAUUUUUCACGUCAUUUUGUGUUAAUUAUUGUGUUAGGCUCACGUUUUACCGGUACAGCAUACCCCCAAUAUUUAUUUUUGCCGGGAUGCUGUACAAGACCAUACCGGCUUACUUUCACCCCUGGUUAUGGUUAAACUUGUGAAAUAGUCAAUCGUUAAUGGCCUAAUUGUAAGCCUAUUAAGCUUGGUUGAAUAAUGGUUUAUAAAUGCACUUAAAAUGAUCAUAAGACAAACUCUUAUUCCAUCAUGUAACCUUGCAAGGGUUUCACUGUUGAUGAGCAUUCUCACUUUUUAAUAUGAUGCAUUGGUGCAAUUAUUUAUUUAUCCCAGGAAUUAAGGCAUCAAGUCAAGAUCUGCCUAUCUGUGCAACACGCUCUAAAUAAGAAUGACCUCGAACAUGCCCACGUGUUGACACUGGCGUCAUGUGACAGUGCGCAGAGAAUAUGGUCGAGUAGGUCAGUGUGCAAAUGACACUUUCAAAACAACUCGGAAAUCUCCGGGAACUCGGGGAAAAACUAUCUCCGACUGGGAAAAUAGUUUUGAAAGGUCAUCAAACUUAGAAUUACAAGUCGGAAACUCGGGCAUCUUUCUGGAACUCUGACUCUCCGACCUGACGUCAUGAUCUGAUCUGUUUUUUUCCGAGUUCCCCGAUGUCUUGAAAGCACCAAAAAUUCAGACAUGAAAUAAACAAAGUGUUGUAGGUGAAAAACAUUAACACGGGAGAGAAAGUAUGGUUUCCAUGCAAUUUAUUUCGCUUUUUUGGAAACAUGAAUUCUGCUGGAUGAUUUAGCAUAGGUAGUUAGUUGCCUGAUAUUAGUUAGCUAACUGUAACUAGCAAACGUCAGCUCAUGUUUUUGUUUGACCUACCAACUAGGCUAGCUAGCUAGUUACCAUCUAAUAUAGUUUUUUGGGGGAUUAGCUAGCAUGCUAACCUUAACUAACUAGCAAGCUAAAGCUGGCAAUUAUGCUAUGGUCGCUCCUUGCUAGAUAACUAACUAGCUAGAUUGGCUCGAUGGUCUUCCCUGAACCUUGUGUAAAACGUGAGACACACCCAGCAUGUUAGCUAGCUAGGUACUUGAGUAACGUUAGUGCCUUUUCAAUGUAGCUAAUAAUUUAACACUAGAUCAUUUAUCAGCACAGAACAGUGAGACAGAUAUUUCACCGGAUGUAUCAAUGUGAAGCACCCGGUUGGCGUAUCCACUCACUACCAUUAGCCAGAAGUGGGAGAAGAUUGAUUUUGGCCGACAUUCUGAUAAUUUUCUCAUCGAUGAAACAUCUGAUCUCCAUACAGUUUUCUGUUUCCAAAACUAGAAUCUGUAACAAACAGAUUGGACAGCGUUUUGUAGACUUUACUUUUGCCAAUGUUUAACAAAUUGCUUUUAGAAUGAGUGCAAGGGUGAAUUGAGUUAUUGCACACGCGCACUUCACAGAGUAGGCGUACCCUAACGGAAAUAUGCAAAUAAAUGUUACAAUGCGCAAAUAGGAUUGUUAAGGUUUUCUUCCAUUGAAGGAGAAGCGGACCAAAAUGCAGCGUGGUUACUUGUAUACAUCUUUAAUAAAGAUGAAACCACGAACAAAACAACAAACGUAACGUGAAAACCUAAACAGCCUAUCUGGUGCAAACAAACACAGAGACAGGAACACCCAAACACUCAAAGAAUAUGGCUGCCUAAAUAUGGUUCCCAAUCAGAUACAACGAUAAACACCUGCCUCUGAUUGAGAACCACUUCAGGCAACCAUAGACUUUUCUAGAUAACCCCACUAUACCACAAUCCUAAUACCUACAAAAAAAAACAAGAAAAAACACCACAUAAUAAACACAUGUCACACCCGGGCCUGACCCCCCUCCCCCCCAGGUGCGGACUCCCGGCCGCACACCUAAACCCAUAGGGGAGGGUCCGGUGGCGGCUCCGGCGCGGGACGUGGACCCAACUCCAAGAAAGUCUUAGUCCACUUGCAUCGCGUCCUUUGAUUGGCGACCCUCACCGCUGACCUUGGCCUAGUAACCCUCACCAAGGACCCCACUGGACUGAGGGGCAGCUCGGGAAUGAGGGGCAGCUCGGAAUUGAGGUAGCUCGGGACUGAGGGGUAGCUCGGGACUGAGAGGAAGCUCAGGACUGAGAGGAAGCUCAGGCAGGUAGAUGGCUCUGGCAGAUCCUGGCUGGCUGGUGGUUCUGGCAGAUACUGGCUGACUGGCGGUUCUGGCAGAUCCUGGCUGACUGGCGGAACCUGGCUGAAUGGCGGAUCCUGAAGAACCUGGCUGAUCCUGGCAGACUGGCGACUGGCAGCUCCGUGCUGACUGGCGGCUCUGGCUGCUCCAUGCUGACUGGCGGCUCUGGCUGCUCCAUGCUGACUGCCGGCUCUGGCUGCUCCAUGCUGACUGGCGGCUCUGGCUGCUCCAUGCUGACUGGUGGCUCUUGCUGCUCCAUGCAGACUGGCGGCUCUGGCUGCUCCAUGCAGACUGGCGGCUCUGGCUGCUCCAUGCAGACUGGCGGCUCUGGCUGCUCCAUGCAGACUGGCGGCUCUGGCUGCUCCAUGCAGACCGGCGGCUCUGGCUACUCCAUGCUGACCGGCGGCUCUGGCUGCUCCAUGCAGACUGGCAGCUCUGGCUGCUCCAUGCAGACUGGCAGCUCUGGCAGCGCUGGACAGGCGGGAGACUCCGGCAGCGCUGAACAGGCGGGAGACUCCGGCAGCGCUGUAGAGGAGGAAGGCUCUGGCAGCGCUGGACAGGCGAGGCGCACUGUAGGCCUGAUGCGUGGUGCUGGCACUGGUGGUACUGGGCCGAGGACACGUACAGGAAGCCUGGUGCGGGGAGCUGCCACCGGAGGGCUGAUGUGUGGAGGUGGCACAGGAUGGACCGGACCGUGAAGGCGUACUGGAGAUCUUGAGAGCAGGGCUGGCACCAACCGCCCUGGCUGGAUCUUCACCCUAGCCCGGCAGAUGUGAGGAGCUGAGAUGUUGCAUACCGGGCUAAGCACGCGUACUGGGGACACCGUGCGUUCCACCGCAUAACACGGUGCCUGACCAGUACCACGCCCGCCACGGUUAGCACUGCUAUGCGCACUGUAGCGCUGAGCUGGCACAGGAUGUGCAAGGCUAGGGAGGUGCACAGGAGGCCUGGUGCGUGAGGCUGGCCCAAUUUUCACCAGCCGACUAGCACGCACCUCAGGACGAGUAUGGAGCGCUGACCCAGGUGCCAUCAAAUCCCCGACAUGCUCCAACGAAUUCCGUGCCUCAUGCACCAACACAGCAACUCCCUCAUAACUCUCUCCUCCAAUUUCCCCAUUAACUCCUUCACAGUCUCUGCUUCACUCACCUCCAACACCGGCUCUCCAGUGAAUUCCUCCUUGGCUCCUUAAGAUAAACGGGGAGUUGGCUCAGGUCUGACUCCUGACUCUGCCACACUCUCCCUGUGCCACGCCCCAAGAAUUUUUGGGGGCUGACUCUCGGGCUUCCAUCCACGCCGCCGUGUUUGUCUCUUCAACUCCAUUCUCCUAUAACCCUCCUCGCACUGCUCCAGUGAAUCCCAGGCGGGCUCCAGCACUCUCCCUGGGUCGACCGCCCACCUGUCUAUUUCCUCCCAAGUCGUAUAAUCCAGACUUUGUUGCUCCUGCUGCCGCUGCCUGUCACCACGCCGCUUGGUCCUUUUGUGGUGGGUGAUUCUGUUACGGUUUUCUUCCGGCGAAGGAGAGGCGGACCAAAAUGCAGCGUGGUUAUUUUGAUAAAUGUUCAAUAAAAGAAUAAACACAAACAAUACAAAACAAGAAACGUGACGUGAAAACCUAAACAGCCUUAUCUGGUACAAACUAACACUGAGACAGGAACAAUCACCCACGAAACACUCAAAUAAUAUGGCUGCCUAAAUAUGGUUCCAAAUCAGAGACAACGAUAAACACCUGCCUCUGAUUGAGAACCACUUCUGGCAACAAUAGACUUUUCUAGAUAACCCCACUAUACCACAAUCCUAAUACCUACAAAAAAAACAAGACAAAACACACCACAUAAUAAACCCAUGUCACACCCUGGCCUGACCAAAAUAAUAAAGAAAACACAAAAUACUAAGACCAGGGCCUGACAAGGAUCUCACUAGCUUGUGCUUGUUCUGCCCUCUGAUUAAUUUGCUCCAAUUGGAAACGACAGGCACUAAUCUAUCUCGGGAUAGAUAAACAAGUCUUUGUUAUUAGUGUUAGCAAGCACUAAUAUGGCUAGCGGGAUAUCACAACAAACUAGCUAGGAAGUUAUGUAGGCCAAGCUAUGCCUAAAUCAUAAUGACGAUAACCAGAGGUAAUAGUGUCUAUGCUAAAUUGUCAUAAAUAUUCUUCUUCUCUACCACAGAUACCUACAAUUUAUUUUUUCUUUAUUUUAUAUAACCUUUAUUUAACCAGGUAGGAUAGUUGAGAACUAGUUCUCAUUUAAAACUGCGACCUGACCAAGAUAAAGCAAAGCAGUUCGACACAUACAACAACACAGUUACACAUGGAAUAAACAAACAUACAGUCAAUAAUACAGUAGAGAAAAAAAGUAUAUAUAAACAGUGUGUGCAAAUGAGGUAAGAUAAGGGAGGUAAGGCAAUACAAUAGGCCAUAGUGGCGAGGUAAUUACGAUAUAGCAAUUAAACACUGGAGUGAUAGAUGUGCAGAAGAUGAAUGUGCAAGUAGAGAUACUGGGGUGCAAAGGAGCAAAAUAAAUAAAUAAAUACAGUAUGGGGAUGAGGUAGUUGGAUGGGCUAUUUACAGAUGGGCUAUGUACAGGUGCAAUGAUAUGUGAGCUGCUCUGACAGCUGGUGCUUGAAGUUAGUGAGGGAGAUAAGAGUCUCCAGCUUCAGCGAUUUUUGCAGAUCCAACCAUAAUAUCAAGGUCUCUGCUUACAAGAAAUAAACAGAUGAAGACAAAGACAGUUGUCAGUUUCCAUUUUGUAAUGUUAAAAAUGGAAGAAAGAGACAAUCCGGUUUUUCUGAAUUAGCUGUCUAGGCCAGUGUUUCCCAACUCCAGUCCCCAACAGUAUUUACAUUUUUAUUGAAGCCCCGGACAAAUACACCUGAUUCAACUUUUCAACUAAUCAUCAAGUCCUCUACCUCCCUUAUCCUACCUCAGUUGCACACACUAUAUAUCAUUUUCUAUUGUAUUAUUGACUAUGUUUGUUUAUUUCAUAUGUAACUCUGUGUUGUUGUUUGUGUUGCACUGCUUUGCUUUAUAUUGGUCAGGUCGCAGUUGUUAAUGAGAACUUGUUCUCAACUAGCCUACCUGGUUAAACAAAGGUGAAAACAAAUUAAAUGACAAUGAUCUAUGGUUCUCACCACACUGUAGGCUACAGAUUUAUGUUAUUGAGUAGGGCUAUAUCUUUGUUUUGUCCAAUUAAUAAAUGUAUUAACAAUAAAUAAAAAAUCAUUAUUAUUAUUAUUAUUUACCAGUUAAGGUACACCAAACCAUUUUUGAUGUACACAGAAGACCAUUAUUAGCAUGUUUUAACCACUCCAAUAAAAAUGGCAGAUUAUCAGAUACUCAACAAGGUCUGAUUUCAUUAUUACUGACACAGGAAAUGGUAAAUAUAUUAUCUCCAAUGUAUCGUCCAUGUAAAAAAACUAUCUGAUUAGGUAAGGGGCCUCCAAUUGUUUUAAUGGACUGGAUCUUCAUAAGACAAGUCCUGGAAGCAAUAGAACACUAUGAAAAAUCUGGGAACCAGACCUGGUAUUCAUAGCUGACUUUGAAAAGGCUUUUGAUAAAGUAUGACUGGAAUUUAUAUAUAAAUGCCUGGAAUAUUUCAAUUUAAGAAAAUCUCUUAUACAAGGCGUUAAAGUUAUGUAUUGUAAACCUAGGUGUAAAAUAGUAAAUAAUUGCUACUUCUCAGAAAGUUUUAAAUUGUCAAGAGGAGUAAAACAAGGUUGCCCACUAUCAGCAUAUCUAUUUAAUAUGGCCAUCGAAAUGUUAGAUGAUUAAAAUCAGGUCCAACAAUAAUACCAAAGGCCUGGAAAUCCAGGUCUUAAAAACAAAGGUGUCAUUGUACGCUGAAGAUUCAUGUUUUCUUUUAAAUCCACAAUUUGGAUCCCUCCUGAGCCUCAUAGAUUAUCUAGAUACUUUUUCUAACGUCUCUGGAUUUGUCAUGCAUAGGUGUAAUAGGUGGCAGGGAAGUCAGGCGCAGGAGAGUCAAACUGAGUGUAAAAUGGAGUCUUUUAAUAAAGUUCCACGAGUAUGCUCCAUAACAAUAAAUGUACAAACAUGGGUACGAGGACCCGAUGCGCACCUAUGCAACAAUCACACUAUACUGACAAUAAAACAAUCUCUGACAAAGACAUGAGGGGAAACAGAGGGUUAAAUACACAACAGGUAAUGAAUGGGAUUGAAAACAGGUGUGUGGGAAGACAAUACAAAACCAAUGGAAAAUGAAAAAAGGAUCAAUGAUGGCUAGAAGACUGGUGACGUCGAACGCCGAGCACCGCCCGAACAAGGAGAGGCAACGACUUCGGCAGAAGUCGUGACAGGAUUACAACAAAAUUUAUAAUAUGUUUACAAUAGUACCGGAUCUGGGAUCGUGACUAAAGCCUCAGGCUCAUUAGCAUAACGCAACGUUAACGAUUUCUGAAAAUCGCAAAUAAAAUGAAAAUAAUGCGCCUGCUCUCAAGCUUAGCCUUUUCUUAACAACACUGUCAUCUCAGAUUUUCAAAAUAUGCUUUUGAACCAUAGCAAUUGACUAAUUUGUGUAAGAGUAUGCUAAGCUAGCUUAGCAUUUUGAGUAGCAUUUAGCACGCAACAUUUUCACAAAAACCAGAUAACCAAAUAAAUAAAAUCAUUUACCUUUGAAGAGCUUCGGAUGUUUUCAAUGAGGAGACUCUCAGUUACAUACCAAAUGCGCAGUUUUUCCUGAAAGCGUCUGUGUGUAGGAGAAAUCGUUCCGUUUUGUACAUCACAUUUGGCUACCGAAACGAACCGAAAAUUCAGUCACCUACAACGUCAAACUUUUUCCGAAUUAACUCCAUAAUAUCGACCGAAACAUGGCAAACGUUGUUUGGAAUCAAUCCUCAAGGCGUUUUUUCACAUAUCUCUUCAUUGAUAUAUCGUUCGUGGAAGCCUGCAUUCUCCUCUGAAUUCUGUGGAAAAAUACUUGCAGCUGACUUUUGCGCACCAAUUUCAGCGCAGGACACCGGGCGGACACCUGGUAAAUGUGGUCUCUUAUGGUCAAUCUUCCAAUGAUAUGCCUACAAAUACGUCACAAUGCUGCAGACACCUUGGGGAAACGACAGAAAGGGCAGACUUACUCCUCUCGCAUUCACAGCCAUAUAAGGAGACAAUAGAAAACAGAGCCUCAAAAAUCCUGCUCAUUUCCUGGAUGCCGUCUCAUCUUGGUUUUGCCUGAAGCUCACGUUCUAGGGCACGCACAGAAAAUAUCUUUGCAGUUCUGGACACGUCAGAGUGUUUUCUUUCGAAAGCUAUCAAUUAUAUGCAUAGUCGAGCAUCUUUUUGUGACAAAAUAUCUUGUUUAAAACGGGAACGUUUUUCAUCCAAAAAAUGAAAUUGCGCCCCUAGAGUUUCAACAGGUUAACUCUUUAGUCGUAUCCCAGUUUACCUAUUUGCUUAUGGCCUUCCCUACACCUAGCGACUUGUUCAUCUCCACCCCGCUAAUAAUCAACACUGGGGCCCCACAAGGGUGCGUUCUGAGCCCUCUCCUGUACUCCCUGUUCACGCACAACUGCUUGGCCAUGCACGCCUCAAACUCAAUCAUCAAGUUUGCGGACAACACUACAGUGGUAGGCUUGAUUACCAACAACGACGAGACGGCCUACAGGGAGGAACAACGACGAGACGCCCUACAGGGAGGAGGUGAGGGCCCUCGGAGUGUGGUGUCAGGAAAAUAACCUCACACUCAAUGUCAACAAAACAAAGGAAAUGAUUGCAGACUUCAGGAAACAGCAGAGGGAGCACCCCCCUAUCCACAUCGACAGGACAGUAGUGGAGAGGGUAGUAAGUUUUAAGUUCCUCGGCGUACACAUCACGGACAAACUGAAUUGGUCCACCCACACAGACAGCGUUGUGAAGAAAGUGCAGCAGCGCCUCUUCAACCUCAGGAGGCUGAAGAAAUUUGUCUUGUCACCAAAAGCACUCACAAACAUCUACAGAUGCACAAUCGAGAGCAUCCUGUCGGGCUGUAUCACCGCCUGGUACGGCAACUGCUCCGCCCACAAACGUAAGGCUCUCCAGAGGGUAGUGAGGUCUGCACAACGCAUCACCGGGGGCAAACUACCUGCCCUCCAGGACACCCACACCACCCGAUGUCACAGGAAGGCCAUAAAGAUCAUCAAGGACAACAACCACCUGAGCCACUGCCUGUUCAUCCCGCUAUCAUCCAGAAGGCGAGGUCAGUACAGGUGCAUCAAAGCAGGGACCGAGAGACUGAAAAACUUCUAUCUCAUGGCCAUCAGACUGUUAAACAGCCACCACUAACAUUGAGUGGCUGCUGCCAACACACUGACUCAACUCUAGCUCACUUUAAUAAUGGAAAUGGAUGGAAAUUGAUGUAAAACAUGUAUCACUAACCACUUUAAACAAUGCCACUUAAUAUAAUGUUUACAUACCCUACAUUACUCAUCUCAUAUGUAUAUGUAUAUACUGUACUCUCUAUCAUCUACUGUAUCUUGCCAUCUUUAUGUAAUACAUGUAUCACUAGCCACUUUAAACUAUGCCACUUUUAUGUUUACAUAACCUACAUUACUCAUCUCAUAUGUACAGUGCCUUGCAAAAGUAUUCGGCCCCCUUGAACUUUGCGACCUUUUGCCACAUUUCAGGCUUCAAACAUAAAGAUAUAAAACUGUAUUUUUUUGUGAAGAAUCAACAACAAGUGGGACACAAUCAUGAAGUGGAACGACAUUUAUUGGAUAUUUCAAACUUUUUUAACAAAUCAAAAACUGAAAAAUUGGGCGUGCAAAAUUAUUCAGCCCCUUUACUUUCAGUGCAGCAAACUCUCUCCAGAAGUUCAGUGAGGAUCUCUGAAUGAUCCAAUGUUGACCUAAAUGACUAAUGAUGAUAAAUACAAUCCACCUGUGUGUAACCAAGUCUCCCUAUAAAUGCAUCUGCACUGUGAUAGUCUCAGAGGUCCGUUAAAAGCGCAGAGAGCAUCAUGAAGAACAAGGAACACACCAGGCAGGUCCGAGAUACUGUUAUGAAGAAGUUUAAAGCCGGAUUUGGAUACAAAAAGAUUUCCCAAGCUUUAAACAUCCCAAGGAGAACUGUGUAAGCGAUAAUAUUGAAAUGGAAGGAGUAUCAGACCACUGCAAAUCUACCAAGACCUGGCCGUCCCUCUAAACUUUCAGCUCAUACAAGGAGAAGACUGAUCAGAGAUGCAGCCAAGAGGCCCAUGAUCACUCUGGAUGAAGGUGGGAGGUGGGAGAUGGGAGACUCUGUCCAUAGGACAACAAUCAGUCGUAUAUUGCACAAAUCUGGCCUUUAUGGAAGAGUGGCAAGAAGAAAGCCAUUUCUUAAAGAUAUCCAUAAAAAGUGUCGUUUAAAGUUCGCCACAAGCCACCUGGGAAACACACCAAACAUGUGGAAGAAGGUGCUCUGGUCAGAUGAACCCAAAAUUGAACUUUUUGGCAACAAUGCAAAAUGUUAUGUUUGUCGUAAAAGCAACACAGCUCAUUCAUCUGAACACACCAUCCCCACUGUCAAACAUGGUGGUGGGAGCAUCAUGGUUUGGGCCUGCUUUUCUUCAGCAGGGACAGGGAAGAUGGUUAAAAUGGAUGGGAAGAUGGAUGGAGCCAAAUACAGGACCACCUGGGGUGACUAGGGUGGCUGGAGUCUUUGACAAUUUUUAGGGCCUUCCUCUGACACCGCCUGGCAUAGAGGUCCUGGAUGGUAGGAAGCUUGGCCCAAGUGAUGUACUGGGCCGUACGCCCUACCCUCUGCAGUGCCUUGUGGUCGGAGGCCGAGCAGUUACCAUACCAGGCAGUGAUGCAACCUGUCAGGAUGCUUUCAAUGGUGCAGCUGUAGAACCUUUUGAGGAUCCGAGGACCCACGCCAAAUCUUUUAAGUCUCCUGUGGGGGAAUAGAUUUUGUCGUGCCAUCUUUACGACUGUCUUGGUGUGCUCGGACCAUGUUAGUUUGUUGAAGUCCAAAAGGCUUCUAAACAACUUCUACCCCCAAGCCAUAAGACUCCUGAACAUCUAAUCAAAUGGCUACCCAAACUAUUUCCACCCCCCCCCCCCCCCCUUUACGCUGCUGCUACUAAACUGUUAUUAUCUAUGCAUAGUCACUUUAAUAACUCUACCUACAUGUACAUUUGACCUCAAUUACCUCAACUGGUGCCCCCGCACACUGACUCUUUACCAGUUCCCCCUGUACAGUAUAUAGCCCCGCUAUUGUUAUUUGACUGUUGCUCUUAAAUUAUUUGUUACUUUUAUUUAUUUUUUGUAGGUAUUUUUCUUAUAACUGCAUUGUUGGUUAAUUAAGAGCUUGUAAGUAAGCAUUUCACUCUAAGGUCUACACACCUGUUGUGACAAAGGCAUCAAAUAACAUCAAAUGUAAUUUAAUUUGAUGUUACUCAGGAAUCACACCUGGAAGCACCUGCUUUCAAUAUACUUUAUAUCCCUCAUUUACUCAGUUUCCUUUGUUUUGGCAGUAACCUGUAUUUCAUAUUCAAUAGGAAUAUUGUCCAUGAAGAUUCUCUGUCACAAAUUAGUUAUGUUUAUAUGUUGUUAUUCCUUUAUGAAAUACAGGUGCUCCAGCAAUAGGUAGAUAUAUGUGGGUUAAGUGCAGGCCAGACGCCACAAAUCCCAACUGUGAGACACAGAGGGGUCCAUGGAUGGACUUGCCUGGGCCUCCUGACAGACUCCCUCCAUUUGCAGUAAAGGAUAUAGUGCUGGAAGAGGAUGGCUCAGAGCUAGAGCAGUCAGGCGAGGGUUCUGACACUGGAAUCCUCUUCACUGAGCAGGGCUCUGGCGACCAGUUGGCCAGCGCAGAUAUGGACGGGAUUGACUACUCUGACUUUGUUUACCCAGAGAAAAUGACCAUGGAUCAGGCUCUGCCUCGUGCUCGGGAAUUGAAAGAGGAUCACCUGAUCCUGUAGCCUGCCAGAAUGCAAAAUAUUGAAAUGUUGAUGUUAAUCCAUUUGUGUAAAAAGAAUUGGCUCUUGCAACCUCUCAAGUUUACAGUAGCACAUGCUUUUUGAUCCAGUUAUUGAUGCUUGGCUGUGUAAAAUUGUAUUUAAUCUGAUUUAGGUAACUGAAGUUUAGUUAUUUUCCCAUGGAACCAGAGAUUAAAUUAGUCUUCCAUGUGUUUUUUUCUGUAUUUUUAUUAUUAUUUAUAAUACCAGCCAAGAAUGUUAAUAAUUGUAUUUUUAAACAUGAUUUUCAGGGGUAUAUCAUGCUUUUAUUGUUUUACAUUUUAGUCAUUUAGCAGACGCUUUAAUCCAGAGUGAUUUACAGUAGUGAGUGCAUAUAGUUGUUUACAUUUUAACACUGGUCUCCUGUGGGAAUCAAACCCACAACCCUUGCAUUGCAAGCACCAAGGUCUACCAACUGAGCCACAAUGAAAACUAUAAGAUAUAUUGUGAAACACUCCGUUUUCAAAUAUACUUUAUUCAGAAUUUCCACGAUGGUCACAAUCUAAUAUGAUAUCAUUCCGCACUUAUAUUUUCACACCCGAGCAAAAUGUUUUGACAAUUUGAAGGAUUAAAUAAACAUAUGUUUUAAUCAUCCAAUGAUUUAUAACUCAAAUACUGUUUUAGAGAGGAUAUGAGCUCCCUAUGCUUCUGUAGCGGACAUGAGUCGGGCUUAUGGUCUCGUAAUGACGUAGCUCUGCCUGUGACUUCAGAAUCAGUCACACUCAACACCACAUGGUAUUCCCUGUUAGUCUAAUGGUCAAUACAUUGGUUUCUCCUGUGGGAGACCAUGGUUUAGAUCCAGUAGCAGUGGGUGCCGUUUAAGAUGAGGGAGAACGAUUAUUUUUCUUAUGAGCAUGGCCUUAUUUCAAUUACAGCAUAUUGGAUGACUGUCAUUCAUAUUCCAUUCACCCAGCUCAAAGUAACAUCGAUAGGUUUAGGCUACUACAUGAAACUCAAAUUUUCUCUACACCCAUCAGACGGAUGCUACAAAUGUUUCACUAUUUAAAUUUGAAUGAAAUUCACUGAGGAUGGUCCUCCCCCUCCACGGUUCAGAUCCCCACAUGACACUUCCACCACACUGUGUCAUUUCCUGAACUGUCCAUAGUCUGUUAUCACACCCUUGUGUUGAAUAUUUCCCUGAGCUUCGUCUGUAGAGUUUCUCAUGACUUAGAAAACCUCCUGUUACAAAAUAUAUUAGCCUGUCUUGAGUUAGUAAGCGGCAAAUGCACUUGCCUCUCUUUAGCAAAACUUUCCAGAUGAGAAUGCAGGAUUAAAACACAAGACUGUAUUGUUAUUUUUAGUACACACAUAGUAGUGCUCAGGUUUCACUAGUGUUUUUGUAUAUUUAGCUUAAAGCUAUAUGUCAAACUAUAAUUUUGAUCUCACAGACUGUCGGUCUUUGCAUUCAUAGAUCCAUCUUUAAAUUUGAGAGUGGUUACAUUUCUCCAGGCUGAAUAAGGAAUUAAGGAUUGUGCAUUUAAAGGUGCAAGCCCGCUCCACCUAUCCAUAUGACUUUAGGUCACAUGAUAGCUCAUGGAUUUUAAAGUGUGAUGUUUGCAACAAGAGGAUUUACAGUGCACAUUUCUCUGUCAAAAUAAAAGUUUACUGAGUAACGCUGGAUGGUCACACAGUGCUAUAUGUAUCAGUCAAGUGAUAUGAAUAGGGAUAAUCUAAACCUCUUCAAAAGAUAGGUACUGUAAACAAUAGAGAUAUUGCCAAAACCUUCAGAAAUGUAUUGUCAUCCGCAAACAGUGCGUGUUAAUUUACAUAUAUUAAUGUUCUUGAAUGCUCCUUUCCAGGUGAAAGUGAUUUUUAGCCUAUGUGUCACGCCUUGGUCUUAGUAUUUUGUGUUUUAGAUAAUUAGUUGGUCAGGCCAGGGUGUGACAUGGGUUUAUGUUAUUGUGUUGUUGUAUUGGGGUUUUUGUAGGCAUUGGGAUUGUGGUUGAUUAGGGGUGUGUUUAGUAUAGGUUUGGCUGCCUGAGGCGGUUCUCAAUCAGAGUCAGGUGAUUCUCGUUGUCUCUGAUUGGGAACCGUAUUUAGGUAGCCUGGGUUUCACUUUGUAUUUCGUGGGUGAUUGUUCCUGUCUCUGUGUAGUUUCACCAGAUAGGCUGUAAUUAGGUUUCACGUUCCGUUUUGUUGUUAUUUAUUUAUAUCAGUUAUUUCAUGUACCGCGAUUCAUUUGUUUCAUUAAAAAACAUGAGUAACCAA
This is a messenger RNA of Oncorhynchus masou masou (cherry salmon), 14554 nucleotides long. RefSeq names its product sericin-1-like. The coding region runs from base 9139 to 9693 and encodes 184 amino acids. Gene Ontology annotation, molecular function: 2-oxoglutarate-dependent dioxygenase activity; methyltransferase activity. NCBI's taxonomy places the organism in Eukaryota, Metazoa, Chordata, Actinopteri, Salmoniformes, Salmonidae. The record is from RefSeq and is a predicted model, not a curated record. The transcript has 2 exons.